Molecule: messenger RNA, 1110 nt
Organism: Rhopalosiphum padi (bird cherry-oat aphid)
Lineage: Eukaryota; Metazoa; Arthropoda; Insecta; Hemiptera; Aphididae
Exons: 3
Coding region: 1-1110 (369 amino acids)
Source: RefSeq, a predicted model, not a curated record
AUGUCAGUUGGAGGUCGACCAAAACAUUCUGUUUGGAAUAUGAGCUUUAAUCGUAUCAAAGAUCCAAUAAUAGAUAAUAAAUACAAUGCUUUAUGUAUGGUUUGCCAUAAGACAUUAAGGAACACAAGUGUUGAUACGUUAAAAACCCACAGAAACAUUUGUUUGUUUACAUCUAUACCUAUACCACCAAAGUCAAGUUCACCACAGUCCAUUAGUAAUUUGAUGGUUAGUAACAAUGCAAGUAAGAGGAAAAGAAUUUUUAUUAAUACUUCUGAUUCAAGUGAUAGUGAACAAAUAGAUACACCAAAUGAAAAUAAACUGAAAGAAACACCAUUGACCAUAUCCCAAAUAGGUUCUAUCCUGUCAGCACAAAAUGAUACACUUACAUUUGUUCCAGCUACAUGUAGUACACCAAAUAAGGCAAAUAUUAAUGAUAAUUCUAAAUAUUCUGAUGAUUACGAUAUUGAUAACACUAUUAAAGGCCCUGUUAGAUCUUUUUAUGAUAAAAUUACACCAUCUGAAAUAGAUAAAUGUAAUUUAGCUCUAGCAAAACUAUUCUUCGGCUGUAACAUUCUAUUUUCGGUUAUUGAAUCGUUACAUUUUAAAAAUUUUUGCCAAAAUCUUAGACCAGCCUAUAAAGUUCCAACACGAAAAGUUUUAUCUGGAAGACUUUUGGAUGAUGUUUUUAUGAAAUUUUGUCAAUCUAAUAGUUUCAAAAAAAAUUCAGCACUUUUAAUAGAUGGUUGGAAAAAUGAAAGUGCAAAUACCAAAAAUGUUGCCUGGAUGCUUCAUUCAUCAUCUGGUGAAGCAAUGUUUUUAGAAUCUUUUGAUAUGACUGGUGUUAGAGAGACUAGUACUGAACUAUGUAAAAUAGUUGAAUCAUGUAUUGAUUUGGCUAAAGAAAAACAUAAUACUGACAUAUAUGCUGUGAUAACGGAUAAUGCCGCAAAUAUGGUUAAGAUGGGACGAUUAUCAACACUGUGGCAUUUGACAUGUAAUGCACAUACAGCAAACCUAUUGGCAAAAGACCUUGUACCUAGUGAUAUUACUGCUAAAAUUAAACAAAUACUAAAAGCUUUUCAUGGACCCGAUCUUGUAAAAGAGUUAUAA